UCAUUGUGCGUCUGUCUCUCCAGUUACCGCAGCAUGUGAAGAAACCAUGGGGAUGCAGUUUGAUAUUUAACUACUGUUAUAUUUAAAUUCACAUAACACUAAAUGUUUGUGAGCGAAAGUGUGACUUUUAACCGCGAAAGGACUCUGUAAGAGGCUAGCUAUAAGUGAGGUAGCCUAAAGUCAGGUUAGCUAGCUUUAGUAGCACGGUUAUUACUUUGCAGUUGUUUUGCUAGCUUCUAGCCCGCUAACAGCAUGGAUAACAACACGCAGGGAAAUGUGGUUUAUCUCCACGGAGAUGAGGAAAUUAUUGAAGUCAUCGACCUGAACGAGAUGGAUCCUGAACCCGAUGAUUUGGCUGAUGACUUGGAGGACAUUGACUUUGAAGACGCAGAUGACGAAGGAGGCUGGGAGACUGAUGACGAGAUGGAGGCAGAGCAAGAUGACAGCGAGCUCACCUUCUCCAAACACACUGGCUCUGUGUUUUGCGUGAGUUUGGAUCCUGCGACAAACAGCAUGGUUGUAACGGGAGGAGAGGAUGACAAGGCCUACGUGUGGAGGGUGAGCGACGGAGAAGUUCUGUUGGAGUGCACAGGUCACAAAGACUCUGUGACGUGCGCCGUGUUCAGCCACGACUCCUCCAUGGUGGCUUCGGGUGACAUGAGCGGCAUGAUUAAAGUGUGGAAAGUAGAAACCAAGGAGGAGAUCUGGUCCUUCGAAGUGGGAGAUCUGGAGUGGUUGGAGUGGCACCCCUGCGCUCCAGUGCUGCUGGCGGGAACAGACGAUGGCAACAUGUGGAUGUGGAAGAUCCCAUCAGGAGACUGUAAAACCUUCCAGAGUUCUGCAAGCCAGGCCACCAGCGGCAAAGUCCUGCCCGAUGGUAAACGGGCUGUGGUGGGUUAUGAGGAUGGGACGGUACGUGUGUGGGAUUUGAAGCAGGGAAACGCCAUCCAUGUGAUUAAAGGUCAGGAUGCCCACCAUGGGGCGCUCACCUGCCUGGCCUGUAACAAAGACGGCUCUCUGGUGCUGACGGGGUCAGUGGACGGUUAUGCUAAGCUCAUCAACACCGCCACAGGCAAGGUGGUGGGCGCGUGCUCUUUGGACGUAGACAAAGCCAAAGGAUCGAAGCCCGGCGAAGAAUCCAACUCUAUCGAAUCUGUGGGAUUCUGCAACGUCCUGCCUCUCGUCGCUGUGGCGUACCUGGACGGGACUCUGGCCGUGUAUGACCUUGCAACACAGGUGCUGAGGCACAGGUGCCAACAUGAGGCUGGCAUCGUCCACCUGCAGUGGGAAGAGUCUUCUUCUGUGGUGUCCACUUGCUGCUUAGAUGGAGCGCUGCGCUUAUGGGACGCUCGUUCUGGCAGCAUUGUGGCCGAGUACCGCGGACACACCGCGGAGAUCCUUAACUUCGCCAUCAACAGGGAAGCGUCCCUCGCAGUCACCGCUUCAGGAGACCACCAGGCGAAGGUUUUCUGCCUCCAGAGACCCGAUCGGUAAAGAGAGCAGGAGGAAGAGGAGAGGAAAGAUUCCGGAGAAAUAGCAGAGACACUUCACCAUCAGACUUUUCGUUCUCUAAUACUUGAGAACAUGUUUCCCCUUCUCCUCAGGAUUUUAAAAUGUGUGGUCUCACCAUCUUAUCUGACCUGCGUCAGUAGGACUGUAGCAUCCAAUAGAUAAUUGUUUCAGCUCAUGCUUAACUGGAAGAUGACUUUUCUACACAGGAGUUUCAAAUCCUGUUGUUAAAACCAAGCUGUUCCUCAUUGUUCUGUUCCAGAAGUGUCUAAACAGAGUCAAAGAGUGAUGCAGCACUGUGUCCUUUCCCUUCGACAUCCCUUUUAAUGUUCUGUCCGACAUGCUUUUAGAGAUAAAACUCACGACUGAAAAGAGGAAUUUCCUUUCGUCUCAAUUAUAAUUUCUUCCAUAAUUGGAGUUUUCUGUUUGUUAAACGUGCGCGCGCGUGUGCGUGUGGUCUUCCAGUUUUCAGAAACAUUCAGUCAGGAAUUAUCUCGCCUAGUUUUUUGAUGUAAAUACAAAAUAAAUAAAUAAUAUACUUUCUUCUGGGUAAAAGGGAAGGCGUCAUUUGUGACUAAUGUCCACCCUCAUCUCUUAAAGCUCUUCCCAUCUGCAUCUGAGGAAAUAGUUUAUACGAGCAUCUAUUUGUGUCCGCGGGUCAGUUUAGAUAAAAAUGAAGCAGCGAGUUCAGACAAAAGUGGUCGUGUUAUGGGUCACGCUGACGAGGAGGGGCUGAAAAAAAAUCUUUCUCAGUUCAAGUGGGCUUCUCCUUGUUUAGACUAUGAUUUGAUUUGUUUUAUGUAUUUAAUCAGAUAUGAGUAAAGAUAGAACUUUGUAAAUGUGGAUGUGGUGAGUACAGUCAUAGUGGCAGAACCCCCCCAUCUGCCUUAAAUACCAAAUGUACCACUUAAUCUUUUAGUAUACGAGGUCAUCUUUAAGAGCUUUAUUAAGUCACUGCUGUUGAUUACCACACAUCCUCCUGUCCUCUCACUGCAAUGACUGAUAACUUUAAAAUACACUCAUCCUAAAUAAAUAAACGCACAUUUAACUUGAUCAUGUGAGGAAAACAAUUUCAUCCGUCCUUUUCUGUGGACUGUUACUCCUUGGUGAUAUACAUGUGGAUUUUUUUAAUAUUCAGAGAAAUAAAACUUCUCUGAUUCCGUCGUAAAACACCUAUGUGUAACUCUUGUCUAGCAAUAAGGCUUUCCACGAAAUAAGUGGAUGUAGUUGACUUCACUGCACUGACCUGUAUUUAACACUGUGUGAAAUAAAGAGCCUGUUAAUGAA
Cottoperca gobio is the source of this 2796-nucleotide messenger RNA. RefSeq names its product angio-associated, migratory cell protein (gene aamp). NCBI's taxonomy places the organism in Eukaryota, Metazoa, Chordata, Actinopteri, Perciformes, Bovichtidae. The transcript has 11 exons. Gene Ontology annotation, molecular function: protein binding. The record is from RefSeq and is a predicted model, not a curated record. The coding region runs from base 253 to 1494 and encodes 413 amino acids. Gene Ontology annotation, cellular component: cytosol.